This is a messenger RNA of Penicillium lagena, 2226 nucleotides long. RefSeq lists its product as uncharacterized. The transcript has 9 exons. Lineage: Eukaryota; Fungi; Ascomycota; Eurotiomycetes; Eurotiales; Aspergillaceae. Bases 1 to 2226 code for a protein of 741 amino acids. The record is from RefSeq and is a predicted model, not a curated record.
AUGGAGUACGAGCGGUCUGCAGCAGAGGGGUGGUCGCUGCCUUAUUACGGACGUGAGAACCCAGCGGCUGGCAGUGCUCCGACUCCUGCUCCAGCUCCAGCCCCAGGUCCAAAGACCAAGACAGCUCCCCCCAACCAGGCCCGCAAGAUCAUCCCAAAGACCACCUCUGGAAAAUCCCGAGGUGUGUCCCAGCCCACAAGGGGACUUCGAGUUGGCGCAACUUACUACGCGCGUCGUGGGUCGCAGCAGGCCCCCAGUCGGCGAAUGGUCGGUGAUGUGUUCCGAGACUCCCCUGCGAAGUCAAGAUGGCGUGCUGGGAUGGAACCCGAUGGAGAGAUGAAGCUCCCUGAUGCCUUUGGCAGGAUCAGACAUGCGUUUGUAACUACUGUUCGAUCAACCGCUCCCAGCAGAACUGCUGGAAGGUCGUCAACUGUCAAUUGGCGAGCUGAUGCAUUUGAUGCCAUCUCACACAAAACCGGUGCUUACGUGCUGCCGGCGAAUUACGGCGAUCAGGUUAUUCAAAUCUGGGGUGGCUACGGCGAGGUGACUGCAGCGAAAGAAUUGCUCCAAGCAGUGAUUACGAGGUGCAUGGAGCCCAAACUCUCCCUGAAGCAGCUCGGAUACUGGUCGCGGGUCACUGCCUACAAAGCAGACAGGGAAAGAGAUGUUGACAUGCGGGCAAAGCGGCUGCAAAGACUCCAGGAGCUGCGCAAGGCGCCAUCGCUGCCAAAUGAAUUCGAGGUCAUGCUGAUGUUCCUAUGGCCACCCGACGGGCCUGCAAUGAACGGUGUUCUCGGUGGACAACUCGAGAAGCUGGACAACAUUCGGACGACUUUAGACGUGCAUGUCUACCAGCAGCGACACAUGCCCAACUACAUCUGCGUCUCCGCCCAUGACAAAGCAGUUCUUCUUCAGGUCAUUGAGUUACUCUGCAUCAUCUGGAGGGAGUUCAGCACCAAGUCGGACGUGCGGCUCAAGUUAUACUUGGUCGAGCCGCCUUCGCCCGCCAUCAUGAGAACAAAGAUUUUUCUAGAAAAGAGUUCGCGGGUGGCACGACCUUUUCUCCAUGGGGGUGAGCUCGGUCGUGAUCAGAUACGACACUGGAGCAACGAACAUUACCUGAUCCUGCUUAAAAACGACUCUCUCCUUCUGAGAAAUCUUCAAAAGUCCCUGGAUACAAUCUCCAUCAUUCGUGGUCAUCUCAAAAUGCGUGUUCAUUUCGGGACAUUUGUGCUGGAUGAGUAUCGUCGAUCGGAGAAGGGCGAGAGUUCGUAUGAGUUCCAAGAGUUCCAGAACAUGAUUCUUCACGAACAGGCGAAGGGGCGACUAGUUCCGGGCCUCCAAGUUGGUCAAAGCGAAUUACUGGAUAGGUGUCUUCAGGCCAGCGAGUUCCUCGAGCCGCUGAAUGCACCCAAGGACUUCAAAUCUCUGGCAGAAAUCGAGCCUACACACUCCGCAUAUUUCGAAUUCCCUGGCAACAACAACACUGUCCUGUGUCUUGAAGCAGAAUUCCUGAAAACCUGGGGAGCCCGGCGCUUCGAAGCCGGGCAGUGCCGGUGGUUCAAAGCCGACCGGAAGGAGGAGUACGGCAAUCGGCUCCCCCUGCAAGUGAGUGUGAUUGACUUCGGCAGAUCAGACUGGCAACUUGAGAUCAAGUCGUUCGAAUUCCAUGAUGCCGAUUCCAUCGGUGGAGCCCUGAGAGCUUUCAUACGGUCGAUCAGAUUCCAGAACCAACAAGCUGUCCAAACCAUUGCUUCCAACCCGCGGCGAAAUGUCCACUUCAUGGCGGAAGCACCCGUGUCGAAAAUCGUCGAGAAAGCUGCCCUUCGCUUCCAAGUGAAGGGUACUCGCUACAUCUUCGAACUGGCCCGCUUCGAUGCGUACAUGCCACUCAAGACGAAAUUUAUUGCGAUGGGUAGUGAGUUUAUGGUACCCCAUGUCCACUGGCAAGAAAAACCAACUGUGUCCUGGGCGGCUUCGGUGUUCGCCCCAGAAUGGGACAAUGUCCUCGGCGAAAAUGCCAACCUCCGACCAGGAAAUACUGUGGAGCACAGGGGAAACCUAUCGGCUUUCUUCCCUCCAGGUGAGGGCAGGGAUGAGGAUUCAGGCUUCUGCGACUUCCUCACUGUUGUGAGGAAGAUCGCGGACAUGUUGGGACCUACCCAGCAUGUUGAGCAACAAUGCAAUGGAGAUGUACUUGAUACUGAUCUGGGAACGCUGUUCUGA